This is a messenger RNA of Strongyloides ratti, 210 nucleotides long. RefSeq lists its product as hypothetical. Lineage: Eukaryota; Metazoa; Nematoda; Chromadorea; Rhabditida; Strongyloididae. The transcript is spliced from 3 exons. The coding region runs from base 1 to 210 and encodes 69 amino acids. The record is from RefSeq and is a predicted model, not a curated record.
AUGUAUCUUUACAACAAAUUAAUAAUUUAUUACAAAAUAGAAAUUAUGUUUAAUGGUAUUAAAAAGUCACCUAAAGAACUUGCUAAUGAAAAAGAAUUAGCCAGAAAUGAAUGUUUAAAAUCUUUCUACCAAUUUUUAAGUGUUGGUGUUCUUCUUGAAUGUGCUGCAUUUUUUGGAACAAAAUUUGGAUAUGACUGCUUAAUGAAUUAA